Molecule: messenger RNA, 315 nt
Organism: Aphanomyces astaci
Lineage: Eukaryota; Oomycota; Saprolegniomycetes; Saprolegniales; Verrucalvaceae
Exons: 1
Coding region: 1-315 (104 amino acids)
Source: RefSeq, a predicted model, not a curated record
AUGGGGGUGCUCUUCGCGUUCUUGGCGCCUCCGUCGGGUCGUCUUGUAGGACCGAUCUUUGCCAUCCACUUGGUCACAGCCAGCCUCUUCACGUGGAUCAUCAUUUUCAACGUUUAUCACUCGCCCUCGCAAUGGGCGACAUUACCGUAUCGUGCACAUUGUGCUGGGUCGAAUGGCGAUGGUGGCGGGGCUGGGGGGUGCUUGCAGGUGGACGCCCAGCUGCUUGGGUGGUACCAAAUUCGUCGAAAAGACGUCAAGGGGCACAAGAUUUCGAUGGUGCUCACGUUCUACUACGGCUGCCUCAUUCCAAUGUGA